Molecule: messenger RNA, 2355 nt
Organism: Sclerotinia sclerotiorum 1980 UF-70
Lineage: Eukaryota; Fungi; Ascomycota; Leotiomycetes; Helotiales; Sclerotiniaceae
Exons: 2
Coding region: 1-2355 (784 amino acids)
Cellular component (GO): ribonucleoprotein complex
Molecular function (GO): RNA binding
Source: RefSeq, a predicted model, not a curated record
AUGUCUGCCGCAACCCAAAACGCUGCUGUCGAUCAGCUCGCCUCUGACCUUAACAAUGCUUCCUUGAAUGGAGAUGCAAAUGGCGCUACUACCCUCAAUACCGAUGUUUCCAAUGUCAACUCUGAAGACCAAGAUGCCGCAGGUCCUACCCCCACCAACGCCCCUCACCCACAAGCCUCGGCUUCUCUCUACGUUGGUGAACUUGACCCAUCUGUUACCGAAGCUAUGCUUUUCGAGCUCUUCUCUCAAAUUGGUUCCGUUGCUUCCAUUCGUGUCUGCCGUGAUGCCAUCACUCGCCGAUCCCUUGGAUAUGCCUACGUCAAUUACAACACCACCGUUGAUGGUGAGAAGGCUUUGGAGGAACUCAACUACACAUUGAUCAAGGGUCGCCCUUGCAGAAUCAUGUGGUCUCAACGUGAUCCAGCUCUGCGAAAGAAUGGUCAAGGAAAUGUUUUCAUUAAGAACUUGGAUGUUGCCAUCGACAACAAGGCGCUCCACGACACAUUUGCUGCUUUUGGAAACAUCUUGAGUUGCAAGGUUGCUCAAGAUGAGUCUGGAGCUUCCAAGGGUUAUGGAUUUGUUCACUACGAGACUGAUGAAGCUGCAGCUCAAGCUAUCAAGCACGUUAACGGUAUGCUUUUGAACGAGAAAAAGGUCUUUGUUGGCCACCACAUUCCUAAGAAGGACCGUCAAAGCAAGUUCGAGGAAAUGAAAGCAAACUUCACCAAUAUCUACGUUAAGAACAUUCCAGUUGAAGCUACCGAAGAAGAGUUCCGCGAGUUGUUUGAGAAGUUUGGUGAUGUCACUUCAGCAUCCCUUGCUCGUGAUACUGAAUCUGGCAAGAGCCGUGGCUUCGGUUUCGUGAACUUCAUCAACCAUGAGCAUGCCGCUACUGCUGUUGAUGAACUUAACGGCAAGGAUUUCAAGGGUCAAGAUCUUUAUGUCGGCCGCGCCCAGAAGAAGCAUGAACGUGAGGAAGAGCUCCGCCGUUCAUACGAAGCUGCUCGCAUGGAGAAGGCUUCAAAAUAUCAAGGUGUCAACCUCUAUGUCAAGAACUUAGAUGAUGAGAUCGAUGACGAGAAGCUCCGAGAGUUAUUUGCACCUUUUGGUGCCAUUACUUCCGCCAAGGUUAUGCGUGAUACUCCUGCUGAGACCGCUGAUGCCGAGGACAAGAAGGAGAAGGAUGAGGAGAAGAACAAGGAGAACAAGAAGGAGGGUGAGGCUGAGACUGAAGAGGCCUCCGCACCAAAGGCAAAGCGACCCCUUGGUAAGAGCAAGGGCUUCGGUUUCGUUUGCUUUAACAACCCAGAUGAGGCCACCAAGGCUGUUUCUGAUAUGAACCAGCGUAUGGUCAGCAACAAGCCACUUUACGUCGCUCUUGCUCAGCGCAAGGAUGUCCGAAAGAGUCAAUUAGAGGCCAGCAUUCAAGCUCGUAACCAAAUCCGCAUGCAACAAGCCGCCGCUCAAGCUGGUAUGCCACAACAAUACAUGCAAGCUCCAAUGUUCUUCCCUCCCGGAGCCCAACAACCAGGUUUCCUUCCUCAAGGUGGACGUGGUAUGCAAUUCCCACCACAAGCCGGCAUGCCCAUUCCAGGCGCUCAAGCUGGCCGACCAGGCCAGUUCCAAGCCGGUUUCCCUCCUCAACAAGCCGGUCGUGGUGCACCAGCUGGUCAACAAAUGCCACCUAACAUGUAUGGUAUGGGACCGGGUCAAUUCCCUGCUGGCGGUCAGUAUCCUCAACAAAACAACCCACAAUUCUUAGCUGCCAUGCAAGCUGCGCAAGCUGCUCAACUCUCUGCCGGUCGCGGUGGACCAAACGCACGUGGACCAAUGCAAGGUAUGCCACCAAACAUGGCUAUGCCUAUGGGUCAACAAGGAAUGCCACAGUUCCAACAAGGUGCUAGACAAGGUGGUAUGCCUGGUCGUGGUGCUCAGGCUGGACGUCCCGGUCAAUUCGCUGGUGGCUUCCCUCCACAAGCAGGUCGUGGUAUGCCACAACAAAUCCCAGGUAUGCCACAAAUGCCUCAGAUGCCUCAAGAGGGUGGUGUUCCAACUACUUUGUUGCAAGCUCAAGUUCAAUCCGUUCCUCCCCAGCAACAAAAGCAAAUACUUGGAGAGGCUUUGUUCCCUAAGAUCCAAGUCUUGCAACCUGAGUUGGCUGGUAAGAUUACCGGAAUGUUGUUGGAGAUGGAGAACCAAGAGUUGAUCAAUCUUAUCGAGGAUGACGCUUCUCUCCGCGCUAAGGUUGACGAAGCACUUACCGUCUAUGAUGAGUAUGUUAAAAACAGAGGUGAAGGUGAAGGCGACUCUGGUGAAGCCAAGGAGGGUGACGAGAAGGCUGAAGAGAAGGCUUAA